Molecule: messenger RNA, 1694 nt
Organism: Gordionus sp. m RMFG-2023
Lineage: Eukaryota; Metazoa; Nematomorpha; Gordioida; Chordodea; Parachordodidae
Product: solute carrier family 13 member 1-like
Exons: 13
Coding region: 30-1694 (554 amino acids)
Biological process (GO): transmembrane transport
Cellular component (GO): membrane
Molecular function (GO): transmembrane transporter activity
Source: RefSeq, a predicted model, not a curated record
UUUUAUAAAAAGUUAAAAUAAAAUUUAUAAUGAUGGAAUUCGAUUCGAUCCAGCAGAGGAUUGAGGCCAAAGGUCAGCAUUCCAUCGUUCAUUUGCUCAAAAGUGCGCUUAAACGUUUCAUGAAAAUUAAAAAUUUCUACAUCUCUCUUCUUAUACCCAUCAUAUUCUCGCCUCUGAUUAUAUCCUAUAACACCAAGGAAAUCAGAUGUGCCUAUGUCUGUCUUGUAACCAUAGGAUUCCUAGUAUCUCAAGCUCUUCCAUUAGCCCUUUCAUCUCUAAUCCCAGCUUUAUUAUUUCCCAUGUUUGGUAUAUUGAAUGUCAAAGAUGUCUCAUCGAUGUACUUUCAGGAUCCUAUCCUCUUAUUCUUCGCAUCUGUCAUAUUAGCGAAAGGUAUUCAAUCGACCAAUUUGCACAAAAGAAUAGCCUUAAAUAUGUUGAUGCAUUCAGGCUCUAAACCUAUAUGGAUGGUUUUAGGCUUCAUAAUGUCCACAUUCUUCAUAUCCAUUUGGAUAAACAACUCCGCCACCGCAGUACUAAUGACGCCAGUAGCUAUUGGGGUCAUGGAAGAAUUUCAUAAGUUCAAGAAAGUUUCGGUGAUCACAAAAGCCAAAACGAUAUCGAAACACGAAUUGUUUAACGAAAAAGAAAAUGAACAAACGGUAGUUAUCAUCAAUGAUGUUAAAGAUAAAGAAGAUUUAAUCGAUUCUGAUUCCAGCACCAGCUUGUCAAAGCACGAUGAUGACAAAUUGCAAAACCUUCGCAAAUGUAUAUUUAUAGGGAUCGCUUAUGCUUGUAAUAUAGGCGGAACGGCAUCCCUCACUGGCACACCUCCAAAUUUGAUAAUGACCGGAUUUUUAACUGUUCUGUUCGGAGCCAAAGCGGAAAUAAGCUUUGUGACGUGGUUUCUAUAUUCUUUUCCGGGUGCACUCAUCAUCAUAAUUCUAACAUGGAUGCAAUUAUGUUUUUACUUCAUAGGAUUUAAAGAAACCUUUCGGCAAAUGGGAAAUAAAAAAUCUACGGAAGAUCCUAGAUCGUUCAUCAGGGAACAACUAAAUAAACUAGGAAAAUUUAGGCAAAAUGAAAUCACAAUCUUAUGCUUAUUUAUCACCCUAGUUGGUCUAUGGAUUUUCAAAAAUCCGAAAUUCAUUCCAGGAUGGCUGAUAUUCUUUGAAAAAAACUAUGUCUCUGAUGCGACACCCGCGCUAUUAAUUGCUCUUCUGCUCUUCAUAUUACCCUGUGAUUUUAGGUCCGUGCUUAUGAUCAAAGAUAAUAGUGGAGAAAUUCCUGAUUAUCAGCCUUUGCUAAUAUGGAAGGAUAUCUAUCAUGACUUGAUGUGGGACAUUAAUUUGCUUUUAGGAGGUGGAUUAGCUAUGGCUGCUGGAUUUAAGGCUUCUGGGCUCUCAAGAUAUUUGGUGAGGUCUUUUGAUAUAUUGCGUAUAUUCCCACACCAACUUCUGGUCAUCACAUUUUCGACUUUUACUUCCCUAAUCACUGAAGUACUCAACAAUAUCGCCACAGCUAGUAUAAUGCUUCCAAUAAUCUCGGAAAUCGCGGUUAGUAUCAAAGUUAACCCACUGUACUUUAUGUUCCCCGUUACCUUGGCAGCUUCUUAUUGCUUCAUGCUUCCUAUAGGAACUGCCCCUAACGCCAUUGUUUUCUCGGCUGGAAAACUGAAAUUUCUCGACAUGGUAUGA